This is a messenger RNA of Peromyscus leucopus (white-footed mouse), 977 nucleotides long. RefSeq names its product claudin-34-like. The record is from RefSeq and is a predicted model, not a curated record. Gene Ontology annotation, biological process: cell adhesion; bicellular tight junction assembly. The transcript is spliced from 2 exons. Gene Ontology annotation, molecular function: structural molecule activity. The coding region runs from base 114 to 749 and encodes 211 amino acids. NCBI's taxonomy places the organism in Eukaryota, Metazoa, Chordata, Mammalia, Rodentia, Cricetidae. Gene Ontology annotation, cellular component: plasma membrane; bicellular tight junction.
UCUUUCAGCAUUGAGAUUUUGGUGUAUUGGACUCAGUCAAUGAGAAGGAAGUUAAAAAGAAGCUGAAAAUUUCCAGAUUUGCUACUGGUUGCUGAUUAUUCGCUGUCACCAUCAUGAUAAUAAAAAAACAUUGCAAUUGUAAAAUGGGAGGUUUUGCAUUGACCACACUGGCAUGGAUAAUUUGCUGCAUCUCUAUGGGCCUACCUGAGUGGCGAAUGUGGUACUUCCAAGACCCAGUUUCCUCUAAGCCUUCCACAGCAUUCGUGGGCAUGUGGAGAGUCUGUGCUUUCAACGAUGAUGACAGAAUCAAAAACAUCAGAAAAUGUCACCAAUUCCACUACCAUGACACCUUCAUUCCUUUAGAUAUCCAAGUGGUCCAGCAACUGCUACUGGUUUCUAGCUUUCUUGGACUAGUAGGAAAAAUUACCACCAUUACUUCCCUUUGGAAUGUAUAUGUCGGAAGAGUAGAGAAAAAUGCUAUCCGCAAUCCAUUUGGUGUCUCAGGGAUGCUGAACAUCACCGCUAGUAGCUUUAUUUGUCUUGCUGUAUUGCUCAAUUUUGUAUCCAUCCUACUCAAGGAGGGAAUAGCAUUCCCAUCAUCUUUCCAUAUGCCUUCCCACCCAGAUGCUCAGGAAAUUGGAAGUGCCGUGGCCUUGGCAAUUAUAGCUGCAAUUUUGUUUUUAUUAAGUGGCACAAUUUUACUUUCUUCAAAUAUUCCCACAGGCAAACCAGCACAUAAUAAAAUUUAAAAGUCAAUGUUUAUCUAACAUAUCAUUCAAAAUCCAAAGUUAUCAUGAGUAAUGGCAAUAUCCUUCAUGUAGAUAAACAUAAAUUUUUAAAGAACUUGAAUCUGUGUUCAAUGUGGCCUGUGACAGAAAAUGGCCAAAUUGGUCUCUUCUUUGUAUUUUCCUUUUGUUUCAUUACUUCAUUACUGGAUAUGACCUUUCAAUGAAUAAAAUCUAAUCCAUUUGGUCUUA